UGAUGAAUGGCUGGCGGCAGUUUGAAUGUGAGAGCGCGGCUUUCUAGGGCUUCGGAAUGUCGACGUUGGCUGCCUUUGGGAAGCUCCCGACGCUGAACUCUGCAACUAUUUUGUUGGUGGGGACAAAUGAAAUCUUCCAGCAGCAGCUUGCAGAGACAAUUCUUCAAGAAAAGCAAGAUUUAAAAAUAAACAUUCACUUGGCAGACUCUCUCCCUUUACCUCCAGAGAGAGAUCACAUCCGGCCUCGGAUUGACCUGAUUGUUUUUAUGGUUAACAUGCAAAGCAAGCACAGUUAUAGUAACAUUGAAGCUUCCCUGGUCCAUGUAGAUGCCAGUUUUUUCCUUGGGAAAGUGUGCUUUCUGGCUACAGGUGCUGGUAGGCUAAAUCAAAUCAGUAUUGAAGUGAACGCUGUCUUGAAGCUGGCAGAUCUUUACUGCAGCCCUGUUUUAUUCUGCGAGUUGGAGUGUGAGAAGAUCAGGAUUGCCACAGCUCAGCGACUACUUCGGAUGCUGAGAAUAUGUGCUGGUCACAUGUCAGGGGUUUCUGCCCUCUCCUUUAGUUCCCUAAUGAAAAGCUCCAUUGGCGACUCCAGCUUCCUGGCAUAGAAACUGCCCCCUUCCGACUUUUUUCGGUUUGUUUUAGUUUUGCUGUCAAUGUCAUUGGUUUUGGGAUGAGGUGAAACCUUAGCUUUUCUAUAAAGAUGCAACAUCGUACUUUUGGAAGAGUAUACUUAAAAACAGAAGUGUAUUUAUUUCCAAGCAAAUGAACAAAUGAGUCAAAAGCUCUAUUUGUUAGGGUAACAAAAAUGAAUGGAAAAGUCAUUUCACUGACAGUUUAAUUUACAGAGUUCAAGGAGGGCAGGGGAUGAACUGCAUCAUCUCCAGGGCCAGCAGUGCUGCUCUAUCUAGCCUGCUCCGCCUUGCUGACUCCUUUCCUGGAGCUCCCAACUCUGCCCAAUUCCUUCUCAUUUUGGGACUCUGAAAUGCUAGCCACUGUCUGCUGUGCCUUACUGCUUGUCAUUUUAGGGGUUCAACCAUAAUAUCUGCCUCUGUGUCUCCUCUGCUGGAAAUGCCAUCCAAACUAGGUGGGAAAAGGAAGUGACAGUCAUACAUGUAUUUCCCGUGGAAAUAAGAGUGAGCAUAAUAAAAAAUAACGUGUAAUAACUAUAGUAAAAACAAAAAAAAACUUUUGAGAUUAAUACAAAAGUGGGGAAAGUGCACAUCUCUAAUGCAUAAUGGCAUCCUCUUUCAUCUUUAUGUGUCUGUAAGAAAUUCAGUAUAAAUAAAAUUUUACGAAGAGGGCAUUAGGACUUGUCACAUCAAAAUAGUGUAAUUAGUCUAAGAUCUGUCGCAGUUAUUUAUAGGGUUUUGAGGUGGUACCUUCUAGCCCUAUAUGUUUAACCUAAUGGGAGACCUCUAAUGUCCUAUGUUCAGAAAUUAAGUAUUCUGACAUAUAGCAAGUAUUCAAAAGACCAGUAGAUAGCUUAAGGAAAAGCAGGUAAAUGCCAAGCUAUGCAGUGUUCACAGAACUAAUUAAAUUACUUGCCCCAUCAAUCUCAGAAUAGAGCUGCUACUGCAUGGUUAUCAUCUGAGGUAAAAACAGUCUCUCCCCUCCCCCCUUUAAGGCUUUGUUGAAUAAAGCAGAACCAUAUAAAGCCAGGCAAAGAGACCAUAUAAUUAUACCAAAGGUAUUUGUUCGUAGCCUGUUCAGUGGAUAGAUACAAACAUCUCAAGAAGGCUUUCAGCUGUUACGGACACAUUAUUUGUGCUUGUUAAAAAUGUCUAUGCAGAACUGAGCAGUCAACAAGGUAACUCAAAUCACCUCUAGGGUCAAACUCCAGCAGAAAGGAGGGUCAGGAGAUGUAUUUUAAAUUAGACAAAAAAUUAGGUAGCAAAAUCUAAAAACGUGGAAUGUAUCUGAGGACAAUUAUAUGAUGGCAAGGAAAUAUUUUUUACAGAUUUUCUCCUUUUUCCACUCCUACGGGCUAACUUUCCUACCUAAUUAUGUCUUGGGGGAAUUGGAUUUUGAAACCAUCAGAAAAGCUGCAUGUUGCUUUGGUUUUGAUGAUGAGUAAAUAUAAAUGUUCUUCUGAAGAGCAAGGUGUUAUAAUUUGUAGUAUAUGCUUACAUUCUGAUAGCUUUGAAAGAAUGGGUGUACUUGCACUCUGGUCCUGCAAACUGCAAAAAAGGUUUAACUUGUACAUUUUUUGCUUACAGUAAUAAAAUAUAAAAAAACUGUUUUCUA
Messenger RNA from Eublepharis macularius, 2244 nucleotides. RefSeq names its product centromere protein M (gene CENPM). The record is from RefSeq and is a predicted model, not a curated record. The transcript is spliced from 6 exons. Bases 57 to 605 code for a protein of 182 amino acids. NCBI's taxonomy places the organism in Eukaryota, Metazoa, Chordata, Lepidosauria, Squamata, Eublepharidae.